AUGGCCGACAUGGCCGACACGGCCGACACGGCCGACACGGCUGACAUGACCGACACGGGGAACGCAAACAACGCAGGCGAUACAGGCGACACGGCGGCGGCGUCGGCGGCUCAGAGCGGACAGAGCGAGAGCGAGUCACGGGCACUGUGGUCAUCGAUCUGGUCGUUCUUCUCGGCAUCGUCGCGCGAGCCGCCGCCGCCGCCGUCGUUCAUGGCCACGGUGCUGAGCCUCAAGCCGACGGUGGAGGCGGUGCCCGAGGUGGCCGGCGGACGCGAGCCGUGGCUGAGAUGCAUGCAGGUCUCGCUGUGGGACAACGUGUGCGGGCCGCGGCUGCUGCAUGUGUGGGAAGGAGCGGCGCCGCUGGACGAGAACGAGGGCAACUCGCUGGCGCAGCAGAUUCUCAAGGACGAGAUCUGUCGCGAGCUGGACGAUGCGUCGCUGGAGCCCAAGUUCCACGUUCUCCCGGAGAUGGACGCUGUGGUGGCGAGCGUGGUCUUUGCCGGGAUGUUUGACGGCUCGCUCCAGCGGUUUGCCUUUUCGCUCGUGCUGAGCAUGGAAGCGCUUGACCGCUUUCUUGUCCUGUAUCAGGUGGUGACCUCGCGGAUGCUGCACAUGGUGGAGAAGCUUGUUGCGCUCCUCAAGCGGAUGGCGAGCGAGGCGAUGGCCAUAUUCUCGACGUUUGUCCCGCCGUUUGUGGCCACGCUCGCAGCGCUCUACUCCGCUGCGCUGCCUGAGGAGCUCUCGUUUGAAGCGUCGCUGUUUGGGGCGUCACACCUUGCGACCGAGUUUGACCACUCGUUCCUGGCGGCGUGCAUCGGGGCGCACCUUCAGAACCACGGGUGCACGGUUGUGGCCGGGCCGGACGUGCAGACGGUCAACGCGUUUCUGGCCACGCUCGCGCUCUUCAUUUCGCCGCAGGAGCGGCUCCGGGCGGCACUUGUCCGGCGUGGCGGCGAUUGCGGUGAGCUGGGCACGGCGGGCUCGCACUAUGUCCCGGACCUGUACCUGCAGGGCUUAGUGGUGGAGGCGGCCGGCGACGACGGUGCCGGGGCCGGGGCCGGGGCCGGAGGCGGAGCGAGCGGCGAAGGAAGUGAGGGCGAUGGCGAGGGCUGGAGCGAGCCGGCGAGCAUUGGAUCGGCGGCCGGGCGAGCCGUGGCGCUCGACGACGAGGUCGUCAUCCACUCGCUUCUGCCGACGACGCUCAUUGACCUCGAGUCGCUUCGAUUGUACCAGACUCACUCGUACAACGAGUACGCGGUGCUCCGCGACGAGUACAUGGAGUCUGAACUCGCGCUUCUGUUUGGCAUGGACGCGGAGAAUCGCUGGUCUGCGUCUGACGGGCUGUUCAGGCCGAUCAAAGAGGCGUCGGCACUGAUUGAGGCGCUCGUGGUGGACGUGCUGCGGCUACCUGUUCCGCUACGCGCGGCGCGGAUCGGCGAGGGGAUGCGGACGCUGACACGGCGGGCGCUGCUGCUCAUCAAGUGCGUGGAAGCCGAGCUAGAGGUGAGCGCUUCGCUCUCCAAGGAUACGGUCAAGAAGCUGCGUGGCGAUGUGGGCCUCGGGAGCAAGACAGACUUGGACGUUCUUCUCGGCGUUGCGGAGCGGUUCCGGCCUGGGACGUACAAGGAUGUGCUGGGCGAUCCUGCGUUUGUGGAGGACCAGCUGAAGCUGUUACUGGAGUCGUUUUUGUAA
Molecule: messenger RNA, 1692 nt
Organism: Thecamonas trahens ATCC 50062
Lineage: Eukaryota; Apusomonadida; Apusomonadidae
Exons: 1
Coding region: 1-1692 (563 amino acids)
Biological process (GO): endocytosis; autophagy
Cellular component (GO): endosome; autophagosome
Molecular function (GO): guanyl-nucleotide exchange factor activity
Source: RefSeq, a predicted model, not a curated record